ACCCACCAGAUCACCCAUUCACCCCUCCCCGUUCACCCAGAUCACCCACCCAUUCAGGGCCUCAGGUUCAUCUCCUCCCUUGCUCUUCCUUCCCUGGCGGCGACGACUGGGCGAGCGGCGGCGCCAUUUGUCACGUCUUUGCCCAGCCCUUUGCCGGCGACGAGCAUCCUUGAGAUGUUUGACGAUCAAGACUUGGGUUUCUUCGCCAACUUCGUGGGAGUCUUCAUAUUUGUUUUGGUCACAGCGUAUCACUACGUGAUGGCAGAUCCAAAGUUCGAAGGGAACUAAUGUGCUUGAGGAGAAUAAGGCGUGCCAUAACUGGAGCCUAAUAGCAGGCAGAAAACACAUCAGAUUAUGCCUAUCCAAAGUUGGAAGAAAUCUGGGUAUAUAAGGAUGUGAACUGGUUGUACUGCGAGGUCAUGACGGACAAUGCUACUUGUACCGUUUUGACUGCCAUAAUAUGUAAGUGGCUGAGGGUAAAAUAAUUCCAUGACAUUUCAUAAGUGAUUCUGGAAUAAUAGUGGUUUUACCGGAUGCUCAAUAGCGUCGUAGCUGUGCGCUACUCAGCUAGCACAUGGAAUUAUGUCAUCCUCAACUGUCAUGUAAGGAAGUUCAAGCUUUUCUUUUUCUGAAAGAACAGCAAGAGCACUGCCGAUUCAUCUAAGAAGUAAGCAAGUCCGGAUAA
Panicum hallii is the source of this 685-nucleotide messenger RNA. Its product is annotated as dolichyl-diphosphooligosaccharide--protein glycosyltransferase subunit 4C-like. The transcript is spliced from 2 exons. The record is from RefSeq and is a predicted model, not a curated record. Lineage: Eukaryota; Viridiplantae; Streptophyta; Magnoliopsida; Poales; Poaceae. The coding region runs from base 175 to 288 and encodes 37 amino acids.